CAAGUUCUUAAGCCUUUUGGGUCAUCAACUGAUAUAAUCUUUAAGCCUUACCAGCUAGAAAGACAAAGAAAGAGAGAAAGCUGAAGGGAGACAGAGAGAAAGGGAGAGAUGGAGCUCUCUCAGCAUGGUUUCUUGGAGGAGUUACUUCAAGCUCCAAGAAGAGACAGUAGUAGUUGGGCAAGUUUUCCUUCAACUGGAGCUACUGAGUUCUUCUCUAAUGGCUGGAACUUUGAUUCUUUUGAUGAAAACACACCAAAUCCUUCAUUCAUAGGAUUCUCCACUUCUCCAACAGAACCCACCUGCACAUUUGACUGCCCUUUCAGUGACCAAACAUACCCUUUUGUUGAUAGCUUCACUGUCCCUUCAGAGAUUAAUGAUCAUACGCCUCCAUUUCCAGCCCAAGAUCAAGAUUACCCUUCAAUGGUUGAAGAUGAAGAGUUUGGUCUUCUUACAACUCACUGUAGUUUUGAAGAAAUAUCAAGCAAUGGCUGCAAAGUUGAGAUUGAACAACCAGCUUCUAAUAAUGCUCAGGUUUUCAAUAUGGGUUUGGUUACAGAGAAAAAGAGCAAGUCUAAGAAGUUAGAAGGUCAGCCUUCAAAGAAUCUAAUGGCUGAAAGAAGGAGAAGAAAACGCUUGAAUGAUCGCCUCUCCAUGUUAAGAUCAAUAGUCCCCAAGAUCAGCAAGAUGGACAGAACUUCAAUACUUGGAGACACCAUAGAUUACAUGAAAGAACUUCUUGAAAGGGUCAAUAAGUUGCAAGAAGAAGAAGAAGAAGAAGAAGAAGGUGAAGAGAGUAAAAAUGAAAUGAACUUAAGAACCAAGUUAAAAGAUCUCAAGCCAAGUGAAGUGGUGGUGAGAAAUUCCCCCAAGUUCAAUGUGGAGAGGACAGAGAUGGAUACCCGGAUCGAUAUCUGCUGUUCAGCAAAGCCAGGACUUCUGCUAUCAACAGUGAACACAUUGGAAGCUCUAGGCCUUGAGAUUCAACAAUGUGUUAUAAGUUGCUUCAAUGAUUUUUCCAUGCAAGCUUCUUGUUCAGAGGCUGCUGAGCAGAGAAAGUUAAUAGGUCCUGAAGAUAUAAAGCAAGCACUCUUUAGAACUGCUGGCUAUGGAGGAAGAUGUCUUUAGAAUGAAAUUUGUUCACUUGACAGAGAUAGGAAGUUUGCUAAGUUUAAUCAGCAAAGAAUUUAAUUUGCAAGUGAGAAAAUUUGUAAUAAAUGCAUUUUAUAAUAAGUGUAGGUUCACUUAUAA
Manihot esculenta (cassava) is the source of this 1248-nucleotide messenger RNA. RefSeq names its product transcription factor bHLH93. The record is from RefSeq and is a predicted model, not a curated record. Gene Ontology annotation, biological process: regulation of DNA-templated transcription. Gene Ontology annotation, molecular function: sequence-specific DNA binding; DNA-binding transcription factor activity; protein dimerization activity. Bases 109 to 1125 code for a protein of 338 amino acids. Lineage: Eukaryota; Viridiplantae; Streptophyta; Magnoliopsida; Malpighiales; Euphorbiaceae. Gene Ontology annotation, cellular component: nucleus. The transcript is spliced from 4 exons.